This is a messenger RNA of Lytechinus pictus (painted urchin), 2649 nucleotides long. Its product is annotated as DNA topoisomerase 1-like. The transcript is spliced from 4 exons. Gene Ontology annotation, cellular component: nucleolus; chromosome. Gene Ontology annotation, molecular function: DNA binding; DNA topoisomerase type I (single strand cut, ATP-independent) activity. Gene Ontology annotation, biological process: DNA replication; DNA topological change; chromosome segregation. Lineage: Eukaryota; Metazoa; Echinodermata; Echinoidea; Temnopleuroida; Toxopneustidae. Bases 561 to 1196 code for a protein of 211 amino acids. The record is from RefSeq and is a predicted model, not a curated record.
UGACGAGAAAAUAAAAUAUUUCAUAUUUCAUAUAAUAAAAUACAAAAGAAAUAGUGAGUGAGUGAUGUCAUCAGUUCCUCAUUUGCAUACCGACCGAGAUGUGCAUAUAACUGUUUUGUGAAAUGAAGCAAAACUUUAAAAUGCCAUAACUUUCUUAUUUUAGAUCCGAUUUUGAUGAAAUUUUCAGUGUUAUGCUUAAGUUGAAUUUUUAUCUUUUUAUUCAAAUCUAGUUUUUGUUGGGGUGGACUUGUCCUUUAACUAAGCUCUUUUUGUGAUAGUCCAUGAUUCCGUGGAUGUAAUUGACAUAAUUGCUGAUAUGAUUGUGGAUGCAGUACUAUAAAACGGUUGAAUUAGCUCACCCAUCAAACUCCAUUUGAUUAUUCCAGCACUUAUAACCAGGAGACUCGCAGAACACUCUUAUACUGAUUAUUACGAGGGAUGCCAAAGCUUUGAAAAAUAAAGUAAAACAAAGCAUGUAACUUUCUAAAUUGUGAAGAAGAAUUUAGUUCUAAUCAGCUUUGCUUCAUCUUUGGUAGGUCUUUAAGAGUUUGAAGCUGUUCAUGGAGAACAAGAAGGGUGAGGACAAACUAUUUGAUCGACUCAACACUGCUAUCCUCAACAAGUACCUUCAGGAGCUGAUGGAGCGCCUUACUGCCAAGGUUUUCAGGACCUUCAAUGCUUCCUUCACCCUGCAGAAUAAACUUAAUGAGCUUACAGAUGCUGAUGACACGGUCACUGCUAAAAUGCUGUCUUACAAUCGAGCCAACCGUGCCGUGGCAGUGCUAUGUAACCAUCAGCGCGCUGCACCCAAAAACUUUGACAAGCAGAUGCAUAACCUCCAGGAAAAGUUCACCAAAAAGCAACAGGACACCAAUGAAGCUUGCAAGGAGCUGGAAGCCAUCAAGAGCGAGUAUAAGAAUAGCCGUAAUGAGGAAUUGAAAUUGGCCUUGGAGAAGAAACAGAAACAAGUAGAUCGUCUAGAGGAUCAGCUUGCUAAGCUAGGGAUAAAAGCCACAGACAAGGAGGAGAACAAGGAGAUUAACUUGGUAACCUCCAAACUCAACUACUUAGAUCCAAGGAUAUCAGUGGCAUGGACCAAGAAAUGGGAUGUGCCUAUUGAGAAAGUGUACAACAGAACUCAACGAGACAAAUUCCGAUGGGCCAUAGACAUGGCUGGAAAAGACUUUGUAUUUUAAUCCUAGUUUUUAACUUUUAUUUCUCUUUGUAUAUUUAAUCUUGAGGAUCUAGUACUGACAGUAUUCACAAAGCUUCAACUGCCACCACAUAGUUGAAGUGUGAUUGUUGUAUUGUUUUGCUCUGUUCAAAAUCUUAUCCUGGACUGCUUAGCUCAUUAGCUGCUUCAGUAAGUAUAUAUAUAUAUUAGCAAUUAACUUGUAUCAUUUCACAUGCACAUGAUGCACUAUUAAAUCCUACAGAAAAAAACCUGUGAAAUUAAGGUAAAUGUUUCACAUUGGACUUGUCAAGUAAGGGCUUUCGAAUGUAUGUUUUAUUGUCACAUGUUCAGUUUGUGGUUUGGCAAGUGAUUCACAACCAUUUAGCAGUGCUUGGUGAAUACUGUCAGUACCGUAUUUUGUAAGUUGAUCAUGAUGUUUUUUAGCAGAGUCAUUUUCGAGGGAUUUUUUUUUCGUGUGGUUUAUUUCACUGUGAUGAUAUUGUAGCACCCUUUUGGUGCUACAUAAUAUAAUAUGUAGUUAAAGGGAUGAAACCCUUUGAAGUACUACCCCCCCCCCCCUCUCCCUGUAUGUAUAUUGAAUACCCAUAUUUAUAUAGAUAGACAACUUUUGAGAUGGAGAGAGAGCAUCUUCCUCCAGACAUCACUUUUCAAUAUUUUCCGUAUUUUCCUGAUUCUCAGGUCACUGGUCGUCUGACCAUGAACGGCAUCACUAUUUUAUUUCUUUCUGCAAUGAGACCCUCAAUGCCAUUAUGUUAGUCUUAAUGUAUCAAUAGUUGUUUGGCAACUGUUUUGUCCAGUGAAGUAAAUUCUAAGUAUUCUUUGAACUAUAUGUUCAUACCCAUUCAGACAAUUAUGUAACUAGGAGUUACACCAUUUUUUUUAUAACUGUAAAUAUCAUGUAUAUAAUGUUAAUUUGUUAGAUUAGAAUUAAAGGAACAUAUAUCCUUUAUAUUAUGAGUGUGUCAGUUUAUUUUAUUGAGUUUUAUUAUUUACAUUAGUUAAUAGCAUAGUGUGAAUGUUGUUGAUUGAUGGUGUUUGAUUAUGUGAUGUGUGAUUAUUACUUAGUAAAACAAUUACAACAUAAGUUUUAUCUAUGUUCUACCUCUGUAGACGGACAGGGUGGGGAUUCUUUGUUUAAAAAUCCUUCCGCUGCGCUGUUGUUUAUUGUCCCGUGCUACAAUUGGUAGCAGAGCGAGAUUAUUAAUUUUAAUUGAUAGACUAUAGUAUUGCUUUGUCUUUGCAAUUGUUAGGUUUAUAAUUUGUAUGACCAAAGUGAUAUAUAUUCCUUUUGUUUAUCUUUUGUAUAAAUGGUAUUAAGGGAGAGAAGGUGUAAGUAUAGGUAUUAUGUAAAAAUACCUUUAGGAACUCUUAUAUGAUUGUAGUUCAUUUUUUUCCGUUUGUGUGUGUUAUUGAAAAUCCUAUCUCUACACCAUUUAGCUCUGAUGUUUGAGUAA